AGCUUUAUGGGCCUCGUAAAACAGCUUUAGGACGUUUGAUAGAUUACUCAUAGAAUUCUUCCCUCUGAUUCUUUUUUCAAUGUAGUAUAAUGUUUUCUAUGGUAAAAACCCAUAUAGUACUUGCACAUAGGUUGUGUACACUUAGGCCUAUUAUAGCCUACAUACUGCAUUAUUGUCAUGGUAGGUAACAUGUCAACUACAAGGCAAUAACAUCUUUGUGGGACAUAGAAGGGAAGUUACAAAUCCAAUUUGUGCAAUAUGUUACAAUUUCUUGUGCUUUAAGGUCCCUGAGUGCAUCUUUAACAUAUCAUACAAAUUGCAAAAUUCAUAAAGUAUCACACGAAAUGGAUGACGUAGUACACAAUUGAUGACAUGAUACACAAAAAAAUGGGGACCCGUUUUUGACCGUGAGCAUCAUUUUCAAAACUACCGACUGAAAUUCUACAAAAUUUGAGAGAACACAUUUUUGUUGCUUUUAUAAAAUGUAAAAUUCACUAGAACAAUGCACAUGCUUCCUUAUGUUCUUAUUGUGUGUAGCUGAAAAUCAACAUUCUUCUCCGAGUACUAGCUUUCUAGUAAGGAAAUGGAGGCUGACCAUGUCAACUCCAGCGCUCCCUUUUUACCCAUUGAUCUAGUUAUACUUGUCGGAGCAAAGACUCCUGCGAGCAUGAACAACAUCAACCUUGAAGAUAAAGCUCUCACCAUCCUUUUCUUUCUCUUUUUUCCCCAAGGAGAAAGUAGGGCAGGAUGUCAAGGCUGAGAAGAACCAUUGGGCUGUCUGAGCAGACUCCAGCCCAGGGGGUGUUGAGUGGGAUGGGAGCCAGGCUAGAGCUGCAGCCAAGGGGGAGAUAAAGUUUCACCCCUGGGUCCAAUGCGCCAAGCUCUGGUUCUCACACUGGACUAUAUUUCACCAUGUGGUGUAUAAACCUGAGGAAUGGGCCAGAAGGUUUAAACCCUGGUAAUGAUGAUAAAUUAACACAUGGAUGAAUUGAGUUGUGGCACUUUCAACAUAGCUCUCCUAACUCCAUACUUACUCCCUAAAGACAAGCUGUAGCUUAUGGGUUUUAAUUAGUUAAUGUAUUACUAUUGUUUCUGGCAGCUGACUCAAAACGCAUAGGAGACUGGAAAGCCUAAAUUAAGUGAUAUAGCUCUACCUAGUAAAGAAAAGUGCAAGACAUCGUUUUGUAGCAUGUGUGAGGUAUUUCUCCCAUUCUGCUGGCUUCAAUUGCAAAUAGGUGUGCUUGGUAGUGAAAUAACUUAACAUGUAGAGCAUAUUUUGCUAAUUUAAGAAAUGAAGAACAUUGUACAUUAGAAAAUAUCUCAGUGCACUGCCAGCACUGCCUGACACCGAGGAGUGAAACUGGACCAAUGGAUGAGAUUACUUCGCGCCCUUGACUCCUCCCAAACAUGACCACAAGAAAACCCCAUGUUAAACUACUACAUAUUCAGAACAUUGUCAGUGGUCCUCUACUGAUGCUGAAGAACACCUGAAUGAAGGCAUUGCAGCUUGACGUUUCGAUUUAAAAAAAAAAAUACUAUUUAGCUAACAACUAUGAAUUGUUACAUUCUGUCCAUAAUAUGGGCGAUAACAUUACCUGCGUGCAUGGCCAUCCACGGAUUAUACAAUUUCGGUCAACCCGAGUUAUUCUACAAAAAGAAUAACUGCAAACCCAUCCCGGCCAAUCUUCUCCUGUGUCAUGACAUCGAAUACACCGAGAUGCGCCUCCCGAAUCUUCUCGGGCACGAGACCAUGAACGAGGUUUUGCAGCAAGCCUCUUCCUGGAUUCCACUGGUCCAGAAGCAGUGUCACCCCGACACGAGGAAGUUUCUUUGCUCUCUCUUUGCACCGGUGUGUCUGGACGAUUUGGACGAGACUAUCCAGCCGUGCAGGUCGUUGUGCGAGAGCGUCAAAGACGGUUGCGCGCCGGUGAUGUCCGCAUUCGGGUUCCCGUGGCCAGAUAUGCUUGACUGCGAGCGCUUCCCGCCCGACAAUGACCUGUGUAUCCCUCCAGCGGGCAUCGAUCAUUUCAUGCCAGUCACCAAAGAAGUGCCCAGAGUGUGUGACGCCUGCAAGGAAAAGGAGGAAAACGACAAUGAGAUAGUUGACAACCUGUGCAAAAAUGACUUCGCCCUGAAGAUCAAGGUAAAGGAGAUCUCCUACAUGAACGGCGACACCAAGAUCGUGCCCGAGACCAAGAGCAAGACCAUCUACAAGCUGAGCGGCGUGACUGAGCGCGACCUGCGCAAGACGGUGCUCUGGCUCAAAGAUGGCCUGCAGUGCGUGUGCGACGAGAUGAACGACAUCAACGCCUCCUACCUGGUCAUGGGCCAGAAGAUGGAUGGCCACCUGGUGAUCACCUCGCUCAAGCGCUGGCAGCGGGGCCAGCGCGAGUUCAAGAGGAUCUCGCGCAGCAUCCGCAAGCUGCAGUGCUGAGCGACGCAAGACUCAAGAUCAGAUGAGUCUUAUCUAAACUCUAGGAGCCGGAUCUGGUCUGAUCCGGAUGCAACUAGUUCUGUCAGAAUUGUUAAACGUCCAGUUUAUAGUACCAUGUGUUUAGCACUGCCGUAGGCUACUUUUCAACAAUUGCAUGGUUUAUUAGGAUCUCAUUUGAGCCAUCAAAAUAGUUCUUAAGACAAAACAAAUCACAUACACAUUACAGUAAAAUCAAAGACUAACAGGUGCGUCUGUUGUAGGCCUAGUACACAGUCCCACCUGUAAUGUUGUCUGCAUUUUUCAGUGUUUCUGAAAAGAUUAAAUCAUUAGUUACCAGUCAUUUUUUUCAUGAUUUAAAUGCAGUCUGUUAGGCUCCACUUAUCCAGACUUGAUGAUGAGGCUGGAUACAUUUAGUGCAUAGGCCUAUCAUUAGGUGAGAGGAGAGGUGUGGUUUCUGUGUGCAUGGUGUGGUAUUUUUCAGAUGUAUUCUUUAAGAUGAUGAUAGCGAGACUAAGGUAUGUAAUGAAAUACAAUGUAAUGUGCUUUUUUUUUUUUUUAGUAUUAUUUUUCUCAAGCAACGAGAGAUAGCUGGCUAUAUUCUCUGCCUUUUUUAGAUACUACUUCCAAUGCACCCCUGGCGUUGGAAGUUCAACGGGCCAAAGCAAGGCCCAUAUCAUUGCAGUGACGACGAUCAAUUAUUUGACCCUCUGCAGUCAAUGGACGGUCAACUUUUUGUACAUGAGCCUCAAUACUGCACUGUUCCUAUUUCCACCACAAUUAUUGAUUUAUGAAAUAUGUUUCUGUUUCAAGCUUUUUUUACGUAAGUUCCUUUGACAUGCCAUUUCAGUUUCAACUUUUUUACGACAUUUAUUCUCACUAUGACAGCGUGUCUUAGGUAUGUUAACUAAGUAUAUCAGGAUUGUAUAUUAGUGGUCGAUUUGUGUUUUCAUUUCUUGGGGUGAAUGCAAAAAAAAAAUUGCAGCUGUAGUGUGUAUGUGUGUGUAAAAUAUUGCUUUAUAUAGUACUCUGUAAAUAUUAGAUAAACCUUGUAUUCUUGUACAUAGUUUUUGGGAGACAGCAGAAGUCGAGACAAGUGUGAAUUCAGAUGGUGAUAACUUUUUUAAAAUUACAACACUAAACAUAUAUUUGUAUAAUAUUAAUCUGAGAAGUGUAAUUCUUAUAAAUGAUCUGUUACUGCAUCUUUUAGUCCCUCUUAAUUAAAGAAAACAAUUCAAGGAA
Salvelinus fontinalis (brook trout) is the source of this 3673-nucleotide messenger RNA. RefSeq names its product secreted frizzled-related protein 2-like. The record is from RefSeq and is a predicted model, not a curated record. Lineage: Eukaryota; Metazoa; Chordata; Actinopteri; Salmoniformes; Salmonidae. Gene Ontology annotation, biological process: negative regulation of canonical Wnt signaling pathway; canonical Wnt signaling pathway; non-canonical Wnt signaling pathway. The coding region runs from base 1553 to 2434 and encodes 293 amino acids. Gene Ontology annotation, molecular function: Wnt-protein binding. The transcript is spliced from 3 exons.